This is a messenger RNA of Betta splendens (Siamese fighting fish), 4227 nucleotides long. Its product is annotated as immunoglobulin superfamily member 3-like. Lineage: Eukaryota; Metazoa; Chordata; Actinopteri; Anabantiformes; Osphronemidae. The record is from RefSeq and is a predicted model, not a curated record.
ACAAAAGUAGCGGCUCGAGCCGGAAACAGGGAAGGGACGGAAACUGCUUGACCAGAUUGGCGUUUAGUCCGACGGAUCCCGGACGAGCGCCGCCGUGAAAUACGCUGAAUAAUGUUUCACGCAGACGCCUGCACAGCUUUUUUUAUGCGUAAUAGGGCAUGAUGAAUUAUGACUUACUGGCGCAGGUGUAUUAGGCGAACAAGUGCCAGCAUAAUGUUUGUAGUUAAAAUAUCCAUUGAUUAAUUGGGUGUAUUGUGUCAGAGCGCAGAGCCGCGUCUGCUUCGUCUGGAGCGCCCGCCCAUUGGGUUUUCUGCGGAGCGAUAGUGGGAGAUUGAUUAUAGUCUCCGGGAUUUGCCGUGGAGAAAGCCAGAGCUUGCGUGGACUGCGAUCCGCUCCACCAUCAGUACAGGGGACAACAAUUAGCAACGGCUCGUUUCAUCCCGACUCCACAGCCUCCUGUCUUCCACCAGGUAGCCAAUCUAAAUACGCGUAAGGCACGCUGGACUUUUUUUUUUUUUUUUUUUUUUUUACAGAGGAGGCUGAGAGUGUGAAUUGCUCCGCAGUCUCGGAUGCGUACGGGGAGUGGGCUGGGUCGCCUAGGCGCCUGGUAGACGCACACGUCGUCAGCGAGCAGGGAAGAAAAAAGCGAUAGGUGAGGGUGCGCGCGAGGGGAACGCGACACCCGAGGCUUUUCUUGCUGGAGAAGGACGCUGUGGAGGGGAACCGCACGCGGGCAGCCCGCCGGACCCGCCGGCUGUGGACCUUCAGCACGAGCACCGGCCGCUUUUGUCUCCCGGGAUUCGGGGACCUUCUUCUCUUCGGAUUCGGGACCUGCAGUUGAGCACGUUGCCGAACCCCGGCCGGACCGCGCGUCCUCACCGAACGGGAGCGUUGGAAGGGAAUCCGCGGGGCAAGACACGCACGCAAUGGCAACCGGUGCGCUCCUUCUUGCCUGCGCGCUGCUCGCGGGGGCUGCGCGGGCUCAGCGGGUGGUCACGGUGCAGACUGGACCGCUGAUACGGACCGAGGGCUCGCACGUCACCGUGUGGUGCAACGUCACGGGCUACAAGGACGGCGUGGAGCAGGACUUCGAGUGGUCCAUAUACCUGCCGUCGGCGCCGGAGCGCGAGAUCCGCAUCGUGAGCACGGCCCAGCCCAACUACGCCUACGCCGUGUACGCCCAGAGGGUGAACAGCAAGGAGAUCUACGUGGAGAGGCUGAGCCGCGACGCCGCCGUGCUCCACAUCACCAAAGUCCAGGCCAACGACCAGGGUCUGUUUGAGUGCUACACGCCCAACACGGACGGCCGGUACCUGGGGUCCUACAGCGCUCGCACCAACCUCACCGUCAUCGCUGACUCGUUGACAGUAACGGCGCCGGCCCAGACUCUGUCCAAGGUGGAGGGCGACACGCUGCAGCUUACCUGUGAGGUGUCUCGGACCACGGUGCAGCACACCCACCUGUCGGUGGGCUGGUACCUGCGGUCCCCGGAGGACGCGGCGGCCGCGCCUCAGGAGCUGGUCACCCUGUCCAGGGACUUCGUUCUGCGCUCGGGGGGUCCGUACCGGCAGAGGAUGGCGGCAGGGGACCUCAGGCUGGACAAAACCAGCCCCACGGCCUAUCGGCUGACCAUCCACAAGCUGCAGCCCAUGGACCAGGGCCUGCUCUACUGCCAGGCCGCCGAGUGGAUCCAGGACCCCGAUGACAGCUGGUUCGCCAUGACCCGCAAGCAGAGCGAUAAGACCCAGCUCCGCAUUCAGCCCACUGAUCGGGACUUCAGCAUCCAGGUGAGCACGGAGCGACGGUCCUUCACGGCCGGUGAGCCGCUGGAGCUUCGGUGCACCAUUGAGGCCCAGAACGUCCCCGAGCGCUUCUUCUCGGUGUCGUGGGUUUUCAGCAGCUCACUGGUGGCCGUGGUGGGCCCCAGUGCCGUGCCUGCCCUGGGCCCCGCCUACGCCCCCCGCGAGGCCGCCGGCCUCAUGACGGUGCGCAAGGAGAGCGCCAACGUGCACCUGCUCAAGCUGCAGCGCCUGCGCCCAGACGACGCCGGCAAGUACAUCUGCCGCGUGACGGAGCGGGAGAAGACGCCCACGGGGGACUUCAUCGACCGCAGCAAGAGGUCCCGCAAUGUCCAGAUCACAGUCCAGCCGCUCAAAAGCAACAUCACGGUGUCAUUGUCCAGUAACGCCUCCGAGGUCCUGGAGGGCGACGUGAUCCAGCUCACCUGCUCGGCCCAGUCCACCGCGGGCCCGCUCUCCGUAGCCUGGCACUGGACGGGCCGGGACCAGGCGGGACCGGGCCAGGAGGUGGCCUCGGUGGAUCGCGACGGCACCGUGUGGCACAGCCCCGCCUACAGGGAGCGCUCCAGCUACGGGGAGGUGCGCGUGGAGAAGGCGCAGGCCGACGCCUUCUCGCUGUCCCUGUACAGCGCGCUGCCCGGCGACGAGGGCGAGUACCGCUGCACGGUCGCCGAGUGGGCUCAGACCGGCGCCGAGCCGGAGCUGGACUGGGAGAAAAUAGGAGAGAUGGCAGCCACCAAGACGGUGGCCGUCAGGACCGUGGAGUCCUCCUUCAUGGCGUCGGCCUCUUCGCGGACGCCCUCCGUGACCUUCGGGGACUCCUUUGACCUCCUGUGCCUGGUCAAGCCUCGCCACAACCCGCGCGUGCCCACCUCCGUCACCUGGCGCUUCAUGCCGGCGGGGACGGAGGCCGACGGCGACGGCGAGUUCCGGGACCUGGUGACGUUCACCCGCGAGGGCACGCUGCAGUGGGGCGAGCAGCUGCUGGGGCUCGGCACCCGCACCACGGUGGACCGCUCCCUCUCCAACACCAACUUCCGGCUGUCCGUGACCCGGGCGGGGCGCCGCGAGGCCGGCAAGUACCAGUGCACCGCCGUCCUCUGGAGGAAGAACUACGACGGCAGCUGGAGCAGAGUGGCCAACCGCACGUCCAACCUCCUUGGCAUCAGCGUGCUGCAGCCAGAGAGCAGGCUGCAAGUACUAAAGACCAACCAGUCUCAGGUGUAUCUGGAGGACAGCCGCGUCAGGGUCAACUGCUCCAUCACCUCCCAGACCAGCCAGGACUCCCAGCACGCCGUGCUGUGGUACGUAAAGCACGCCACGGGGUCAGAAGCCGACGAGCUCCUGCUCCGGAUCGAGCGGUCGGGGGCCUUCGAGUACGGCGCCUACGCCGACGAGGAGAGGCUGCGGCGGCGCGUGCAGGCCGAGCGGCUGUCGCCGCGCCUCUACGUGCUGACGCUCAACAGGGCGGAGAGCAGCGAUUCUGGGACCUACUACUGCCUGGUGGAGGAGUGGCUGAGUGACCCAGAUGGAGCCUGGUACCGGCUCUCCCGGGAGUCCUCGGGGUUCACGCGGGUUCUGGUCCGGCAGCCAGAGGUUCGGCUUCAGGUGGAGGAACUGGAGUCCAACGUGACCGUGGAGGAGUCGGCCUCCAUCCGCCUGGGCUGUAGCAUUCCCUCCCAGUCGUCCCGAGACUCGCGCUUCUCCGUGUCCUGGUACGUGGAGCGCUCCGAGGGCGCGGACGAGGACGAGCCGCCGGGCGGGGACGGAAACCAGCGGGAGUGCGUGUUCUCCAUCGGCCACGACGCCGUCUUCGGGAACGGGAACUGCAGCCCCAGGGAGGAGGCGGCGCCCAACUCCCGCCUGCAGUUCGAGCGGCUGGCCUCAGACCAGUACAGCCUGACCAUUCAGGGGGCGCGGCCCACGGACGCGGGCAGGUACUACUGCCACGUGGAGGAGUGGCUGCUCAAUCCGCGCAACGCCUGGUACCGCCUGGCCACCAACGACUCCGGCUUCACCAUCGUCAACGUCCUCCAACAAGUGUCCACCCUCCAGUCGGUGGUGUGCUCCAACGAGUCCCUCUUCUACUUCGUCUUCUUCUACCCCUUCCCCAUCUUCGGCGUCCUCCUCAUCGCCGUGCUGCUCGUCCGCUUCAGGGGCCGCAGCAGCAGCAAGAGCCAGGAGGGCAAGAACGGCGCCCCCCUGCUGUGGAUCAAGGAGCCGCACCUCAGUUACUCCCCCACGUGUUUGGACCCGCCCGCCCUCAGCCUGCACCCCGGCUCCGUCGACUAAGCCGGGUCGCCCCCCCCCCCCCCCAGUUUCUCGUGUCGCAUAUCCAGCCAACACAAUGCCAGGGAGCAGAACCGGACUCCACCCUCAGACCUUACCGUCUUUCACCGCUGUGUCGAGUUAGUCAAUGAGUUGAUCA